Sturnus vulgaris (Common starling) is the source of this 727-nucleotide messenger RNA. The record is from RefSeq and is a predicted model, not a curated record. NCBI's taxonomy places the organism in Eukaryota, Metazoa, Chordata, Aves, Passeriformes, Sturnidae.
AUGUCCGCCCCGCGCCCGGGCCACGUCAGCCCGCCAGGAGCGGCGGGGGCGGUUGGACUCGGACUACAACUCCCAGCGUGCUCUGUGGCGGCAGGACUACAACUCCCGACGUGCUGUGUGGUGGGGGGACUGCAAUUCUCCGUGUGGCGGGAGCCCCGAGCCGUCAGCGCGGAGCCCUCAGCCCUGGCCGAGCAGGUCCCUCCGAGCGCGGGCCGCAGCCCGCCCCGCCACCCGCCGCUGCGGGCCCUGCCCAGGAGGGUCUCGGCUGGCGGCCGGCGGGGCGGCACGGCCGGGUUCAGGGCACUGGUCUCAUCUCCAAAGUCCUUCCAGCCUAAUGGAGCCAGCGAAGAAGCCCUGCGGUGUGAAAUCGAAGAGCUGAAACAGAAAGACCUUGCUCUAGACCAGGAAAUUGCACAAUUAUUGUCAGAGGGCUACAGCCUGGAGGAACUGGACAAGCACAUCUCUCUGCUUCAUGAGUACAAUGAAAUCAAAGAUGCUGGGCAGAUGCUCCUGGGCAAGUUAGGUAAGGAAGGGAAAGUUGUUCAAGAACUUUUUAGCCAGUGUUUUCAUACAGGGAGAAGAAGCUGCUACCAUGGAGGCAAAGCUUGUGUAACAGAUUCUUCACUUUAGAAAAAAGUGUUUGGGCAAGCAGGAGGCACAGCUCAAAACCUUGGUUUUCUUGGCUAUGGAAUGUGCUAUGGGGUAAUUAUGGGAGAAAAGCACCACG